Molecule: messenger RNA, 1530 nt
Organism: Marchantia polymorpha subsp. ruderalis
Lineage: Eukaryota; Viridiplantae; Streptophyta; Marchantiopsida; Marchantiales; Marchantiaceae
Source: the annotation of a GenBank genome assembly
CUUCUCGAGAGACUUCGACAAAGUUCUCUGCUUGCGAGCAGAUCGCUCGAAAUACGAUCUCCUCAUGUGCUGACUGUAUAGAAGCCCUGCGCUGUCAAGGUCCCGCACCAGCAUUUGCUUCCUCCUGCGGAUUCACGAUCCUAUCCUUCGUCGCUCGUCCACCUCCCUAUCACUGUUCGCAUCAGAAACCUCUUGACUGGUCAAGCGAACUUCGAGACGUGUUCAAGCCUUCUUUGCUGACGCUGAACAACUUCUCGAGCUGCUCCCGUCCGUCCAACCUCUCGUGAAUGGCCGUAGUGCAGCCGGGUCAAGCACACGGUUGGUUCGUCCCGGCCUCACCAUCGCCCUCUUUGGAAUCAUCAUCAUCAUGGCUCUCCCACUUGACUGCAGCCUCCUCUACUAAACCAUCAGAAGGGAAGGCGAUGGCAAAUCGCAGACCCGCCGCGGCUAGGGAUGAAGGCACUCGAGCUGGGAGUGGCAGUAGUAGAGUGGCAUUGGUGACAGAAACGGGAGGAAAGACGUCGCAAGGAGCUUUGAUCAGUCCUGAAGGCGGACGGGACGUGGUUCAUGUGGUGUCGAACAAAUCCACAUUCACGGCCAGCUGCGGCAGUGUGGAGCAGCACGCUCAGAGAGCUGGAGUGACGCAAUCGGAGACCAUGAACGAGCUGUGGGAGGAUUGCAGGUCGGAUUUUGGUGAAAUAAAACGAGUUUUCCGGCGCUUCGAUGAGGAUCAGGAUAACUUCAUAUGUGCGGCAGAUCUUCAGCGGUUCAUGGGGAGGUUAGGAUUCGACAUCUCAGCGGACGAGGCGGUGGAUAUGCUCCAGACCGUGGACAAGAACGGCGAUGGUAAAGUGGAAUUUGACGAGUUCUGUUUGCUGUACCGGAAGCUGGACGAUGGCCAUUCGGCAUCAUGCUCGAGACUGCAAGAGCUGGUUGAUGAGGAGGACGACAUCCUGCAAGAGGCUUUCAGAGUCUUCGACAAGAACGGAGAUGGCUUCAUCACUGCGGACGAGCUGCAAGCAGUCCUCCUUGAUCUCGGAAUGCCCGAGGGAAAGAGCCUCGAGAACUGCGAAAGAAUGAUUUAGGGCGUGGAUGCUGAUGGAAAUGGGGAAAUCGACCUCGCUGAAUUCAAACGAAUGAUGAGAUCGAAUUUCUUCCGCGACUAACUUCCAUUGUCGUCCUCAACGAGCAAGUGAGCUCUACUCCACUUCGGAGGUACAUUUUAACAUACGAUAGAACGCUUUGCUUCUAGGAACGUUUUUUAGGUAUGGAAGUAAAAUCUUUGCAGAAAAGCAAAACUAGGAAUUACGAUCAGGUUCGGGCACAUUCGGCAAUUACGGAGUGUUCUGAACUCCUGAGGCAGAAGAUUCUAGCAUAAAUCACUGCCCAGUUCUAGUGAGGUAGGAUAAAAUAUUCUUAGCUUUUAUGAAGGAACCGAAAGAUCUUCGCAGCCUUUUUUAUGGCAUGGAGACAGAGUGAUAUGUACAUGCUUGUAUCAUAAAUGCAAAUGAAGCAAUCAAUUUUCCGAUC